ACCCACAAUGCAUUUGCGGAGCAGAUAAAGAGAAGCUCAAGGAAACGUAGCUCGAUCGCUAAGCGUUUGCGCUGUUGUGCACUCUGAUUACUCUCCUGGCGAAGUAGUAACGAAGUUACUCAGGUCGAUAGCUUGUCAUACAUCACUAAAGUUGAGGAAAUGUCUGCUGUCGAAGACUGUAGUGAGCUCAAAGGCGGCCAUCCUCCAGCAGUUAAGGCCGGUGGCAUGCGAAUUACACAGCACAAGCCAGCAGGUAGUACUCACGAGAAAGCCCCCGAGUUAAAAAAGGAUGACGGAGAAGAUGUUGUUGAAGAGGUUUCUCCAAGCCCUCCAAAGCCACAUCUUGUCAUUUCGGGAGUGGUUGCCAAGGGAGAUGCAGAUUUUCCUCCAGAAGCAGUACAGGUGUUCCACAACAAGCCACAACCAUCACAUGAGUAUAGGGCCUGUUCCUCCAAGCCAACUAUUAUCCAGCAGCCUAGGAAGUAGGCAUUUCUGUGCUUUGGCAGUGUAUUGUGGCUUUUGCCAGUUUUGAUGAAGUUGCUGAGAAUGUUUGCACUUUAUCAUUUGGACCAAUUUCAAUUUGUUAUUCAGUGCACUGUCACUGUUGGUGCCUCGUAAUUUUUUUUUUUUUUUGCUGUGGAGGUCUUGCUUUUGCAGGGAUAUUUUUGUUGUUUAUUUUUUCCAUUGACAACGCUGAGUUCAUAAAUUGAUUUGGGGCAAUUAUAAUCUUUGGGGCUUAUGCUUUUUUUUAUCGUUUUGUGCCAGAGCUCUUUCCAUUUCCCUGGUAUACUUUUUGAGCAAAACCUCUUGUGAGGUUUCUUGUACUACUGUUUUCAUUUGAAUAAACUUGUGGUCUUGGCACAUUA
Messenger RNA from Rhipicephalus microplus (southern cattle tick), 866 nucleotides. Its product is annotated as death-associated protein 1. The record is from RefSeq and is a predicted model, not a curated record. Lineage: Eukaryota; Metazoa; Arthropoda; Arachnida; Ixodida; Ixodidae. Gene Ontology annotation, biological process: negative regulation of autophagy; cellular response to amino acid starvation; apoptotic signaling pathway. Gene Ontology annotation, molecular function: death domain binding.